Molecule: messenger RNA, 7745 nt
Organism: Zea mays
Lineage: Eukaryota; Viridiplantae; Streptophyta; Magnoliopsida; Poales; Poaceae
Product: peroxidase 1
Exons: 3
Coding region: 311-985 (224 amino acids)
Biological process (GO): response to oxidative stress
Molecular function (GO): peroxidase activity; heme binding
Source: RefSeq, a predicted model, not a curated record
CCUGUCGUCCUGUCCACGCCCUCAGCCAAACCCUAGCACUCGGUCGCGCACAGGCACAACGCAGCGCAGUCGCGCCGUCGGCAUUCAGCCGUCGCGGACUCGCCGCCCACCCAGGUCCCAGGCUGGGAGAGUGGCAGACACCCACUCCGCCACUCGUCCUCAGCCACCGACCACCGUCCGUGGUUCCCCGUUCGCCACCGGCCACCGCCAGUCCACCACCCCCCCGGCGCGGCGGCGCCCCUCCUCCUCCCACACAGCACACAUGCGCACGGCUUCAGCUGCAGUUCAUGAACACGACUGAAGGAUUGCAAUGGUUCUGUUUUUUCUGAAUAGCACCAUGCCAGGACUGCCAUCCGAGAAGGAGUCGAUACCCAACCUCAUCUUGCGAGGCUUUGGCACCAUCGACCGUGUGAAGGCGAAGCUGGAGCAGGCCUGCCCUGAAGUGGUGUCAUGUGCCGAUAUCUUGGCUCUGGUAGCAAGGGACGUCGUUGUACUGACCAAAGGGCCUCACGGGGAUGUUCCAAUCUGGCGGAGAGAUGGUAGAAGAUCGGUGAAGCAAGAUGCACUGGACAACCUCCACGCGCCCUUCUUCGAUGUUGGUCGGAACAUGUGCCAGUUCUUCAUGCCCAAGGGCCUCAACGCCAAGGACCAGAUUGUUCUGCUAGGCGUGGGCGUCUGCCGUGUGCCGACUACUGUCUGGUGGCUGGUGUCCAGCGGGGUGGAAUCCGGUGGGGGCGUCAGGUCGGACUCCGGUGGACGGAGGGACGCAGUCCGGUGGCCGACGGGCUGGCAGGUGGAGCUCGACGCGUCGCGCGGGACAGGGACGGGGCGAACGACGGAACAGGCAGAUGACACUCGACGCCGACAGAAGCUUGGCGGCCGUGGCUCGGGGGUCGGGACUCGGGGCUCGGGCAGACCGCAGAUGGCCUCACGGCCAGCCGACCAGGCACAGCGGCGUCGCGGCUUAACGUGGGUGAGCAGGUGAGGCUUCAGGCGGCGACUGUGUUCUGGAGACCUGAGGGAGUGAGGGUUAGCGAUGGAUUGGCUGGGACUUGGAGCCGCUUAGGCUGGGCCGGCGGACCUGCUAAUUUUUUUUGGUAUGGCUUGGGCCAUAAUGGGCCCUCCGCCCCUGCUUGUAUGCAAAUGUAAUAUUUUUGAUUGUCUGCUGGUUAUAUAUAUAUAUCUGUCUGUGCUGAAAAAUGGAAGCAAAACGUCUCAUUUUUUUUUUGCAAUUUGGCUCUUUUUUCGAAACAAUUUCAUGUUUGGACCCCUGAAUAACUUAAUGUCAUUUUUGGACCCUUUACUCGGCGUCAUGGCUCAUGGCGCUGAGGUAACACAUCUCGGCGCCAUGGCCUAUGGUGCCGAGGUAUCUAGUGCGCUGGCGACUCAGAUGGUGGCCUAGCACGCUGAUGUGGCCUAGCUCGGCGCCACAGAUCGUGGCGUCGAGCUAAGAGAUGGCUUCCGCCGUGUAAGCAUAACUGGCAUUGGCAGGUACAAGAUUAUUGAUUCUCGUGCUGAAAACAUCCAUUUGAGACUUUGGGUCACAUCAAAUGGAACGGGAAAAAAUAUCACGUUAACAAAUGCAUAGAAGUUAAGGCUUUGUUUGGGAGUAAGUGGAAUGAAGAGAAUUGAGGUGACUAGAAUCCCUCACUAUUUAAAAUUGAAUAGUAGGGGAUUCUAGCUCCCUCAAUCCCCUCCAUUACUCUUGCUUCCAAACAAGCCCUAAGAGAAACGAAAGCAUACAUGGUCCUAUCUCCCUCAUUAAAAUAAGCAUUCACAACUUCAUUUAGAUCGUGACCAUGUUCCUGAGUAAAAAAAAUCGGCUAUCCGUUGUAGCUGAUGAGUCGAAAAGGCAAUCAUAUUUGUAGUAAACAAUGAUUAUGUGUAAUAUCUGCUUCUUCAGUCAUACUACUUGACGAAGAAUAACUUAUUAUUUAAUGAAGUUAAAACCACUACGGGUUAAUAUGCCACACACUGAAUAGUAAGUAUUUCCUUAUUUUAAAUAACAUUCUUUCCGUAUAACUGGCUUGAACAACUGACGGAUAGAAAACAUUUAAUAUUCAACAAUAAAAUACCAUUGUGUCAUUGUGUGGCUGGAUUGGAUUGCUCUGCGGCUGCGACAAAAAGUGGAACCAACCAUCAUUGCAUGCAUGCAGAUGCUUGAUGCUUUUGGUCAUGACUCAUGAGAGAGAAUGGUCAAUGGUGUGUGUAUGGCUGUGCACAUGCAGAUGCACUUAGUCUGUUGGACGCGGGGACCUGAAUUAACCGGUUGGCUGUUGUGUGUGUGCGAGUCAAGCGUUUGAAGUGUUGGCAGGGAGCUCGGCGCCAUGAUCUACGGCGCCGAGCUCGGACAUGUAGGCGCCAGCAAAGCAUAAGGGGUCCAGGGCAUUCAGUAUCUUGGCGCCAUAAGUCAUGGUGUCGUGACGUGUUACCUCGACGCCAUGACCUAUGGCGCCGGCAAAUGGUCUAAAAACGACAUUAAGUCGUUCAGGGGUCCAAACGUGAAUUUGUUUCAGAAAAGGGCCAACUUGUAAAAAGUUCGGCAAAAUGUCCAGGUCUGUGGCCCUGUCGUGUUUCGGGUCUCCUCGGGUUCGAGUCUGGGUCUAGGGCUUUCCCAGUAAUAUAAUUCAUGUUUUCGUCGGGUCUUUAAUUCGAGUUUUGGGGGCGGGUCUGCGGACGCUGCACCUGACUCGAACCCACACCAUUGCCAACUCUAGAAAGUGACUAAGGCUUCUGCCAAAAGUCACGAUAUGCCGUUUGACCAAGGCCGUGAGGCGAAGGAAACCAUAAAAAAAACCAAGCAAACUAGAAAAUGCGUGAAUCAACGAACACGUAAACUACCCCAUAACAUCAGAAGGGAUUUGCCAAAAAAAAGUUUAAGAAACGUUUGAAAUCAUUUCGAAUUUAUGUCUCAAGAACUCACGGUUGUCUUAAAUCUUAUGCUUGUUCAAAUAUUGUAGACUUCAAUGUACUUAAAGGAAGCGCAAAAUUCUAGUAACAAGCUGACGUGCCCUUACUAAAUUUGGUUGGAGAAGGAUCCUUAAUGGCCUCUAGGUAAGGGUUGACUUUUGGGGCAACACCUCACUUUUGAUUGAGGUAGUCUUGGCUCUCAAAGAUAAGAGAAUGUCUUUUGUGGCAUCUUUUGCGCCAAUGAAACAACAUUCAUAACAUCCAUAGAGCUCCGGAUUCUCUGAACAUUCAACUGAUCUUUCAUCUUCUCAAUAAACUUCUUAAACUUCAUCGUGUGCAUGUGCUCCAUCCGCAUCAUCCUCGUCACCAUCUACUUCCUCUUUGGCCUCUUUCUCCACUGGGUCUGCUUCUUUUUCUUUAUUAUCUGUUCGCUCCUUGAUUUCUUCAUCUUCUUCGAUUUCUCUGUCUUCUUUAUCUACUUCAGGAUAUCAAUCCUCUGAUAGGUAAGUAAAAAAAGAUGAGAGCCUUCAUCUCCUCCCCUCUCUGCAAAUUCAUGCAAUUUCUUACAUUGCUCCCUUCUCCCUUAUCGUUUUCUCGACCGCUUGCUGCCUGCUUUAAGCCUUUCAGAGAAUUUCAUUCUAUUAUAACAGUCGUCUGAAUCCUCAAUCAUUGGAGGAUUCUCCUCAUCUACACCUUUAGUACAAGCAUCUCGUAGAAUAAUCCUGAUCUCUCUGAAAACUGCUAUUGAUGUUCUUACGUUAACACCUUCAAGAUCUUCUAUCCAUGGAGUAGCUAACCCAGCAAGUAUGUUUUUAUAUUUUUCAUGCUCUUUUUUUCAAUAAUACCCAUAUUCUCGGACCCAGAAUGAGUUUUUUCUAUUUAGAACUGACCCGGAUGAGUUUUCGACUAUGACAUCCAAUGUAGGCUGGUCAGAAGUCAAAAAUGAUCUGCAAACUGCAUUGUAGACACAUUGGAUACGUGCUGUCUCAGAAAUAUGAACUACGAAGAUUCCAAUAGCACGUUUGAUAUCCCUGGACUUUUUUCUUGGCAAUUGUAUAGACUCUCAAACGAAUCUCUUAGAGCAUCAGGGCCCAUCCUAGUUUGCCCAACGUCCGUAUCUGGAUUGAGAAACCUAUAGUUCUCUGCAAUAUAUAUAUAUAUAUAUAUAUAUAUAUAACAAUGACAUCUUAUAGCAUUUAACUUUCUAUUUCAAAUGUUCCAUACAUUCCACCCCUCCAACCCUUAAAAUACAGGUUUCUUCCCGCCAGUAACAAAGUAAUAUAUCGCUGCUUAUACUCAAUGGUAAGAAAAAAUGUUCCACCCGCUGGAGUGGUAUAGAUCAUGCGAUCAGGAUCACAAAUUUUUGAUAUGUCAAAAUGUAAGCCAUAUUUUAGCCAUCAUGCACGGAUGACCUCAAUCCCACACCCAACAUUUUUUAGAGAAUGAUUUUCAGUUCCAUCAUCAGAUUUAUCUAAGUAUAUGGUGGCUUUUUUACUCACUUCUAUAUCCUUGAUGAUCUGAAUCGAUCGCACCUCAAACAAAAGACCAUCUAACAGAUCAGUUAUUUUCCAGGUUUUCUAAAAGAUGAAUAUAGUCAAUAUGUCUUUUGCUUAGAAAACCUGAAAAAUAUUUGAUCUGUUAGAUGGUCUUUUGUUUCAGGUGCGACCGAUUAAGAUAAAGAAUAUGGAAGCGAGUAAUAAAACCAUCAUAUGCUUAGAUAAAUCUGAUGAUGAAACUAAAAAUCAGUCUCUAAAAAAUGUUGAGUGUGAGAUUGGACCAUCUGUGCAUGGCGCCUGAAAUAUGGCUUACGUUUUGAUAUAUCAUGAAUUUGUGGUUCUGAUCGCAUGAUAUAUACCACUCUAUCCGGUGGUACAUUUUAUCUUACCAUUGAGUAUAAGCAACAAUAUAUUACUUUGUUACUGGCGGGAAGAAACCUGUAUUUUAAGGGUUAAAGGAGUGGAAUGUAUGGAACAUUUGAAAUAGCAGUGUCAAAUGAAAGGUACAUGCUACGAGAUGUCACUGUUAUAUAUUGCAGAGGACUAUAUGUUUCUCAGUCCAGAUACGAACGUUGGGCAAACUAGGAUGAGACCUGAUGCUCUAAGAGAUUCGUUCGAGAGUCUAUACAAGUGCUAAGGAAAAAAGUACAGGGAUAUCAAACGUGCUAUUGGAAUCUUCACAGUUCAUAUUUCUGAGGCAGUACGUAUCCAAUGUGUCUACAAGGCCGUGUGCAGAUCAUUUUUGACUUCUGACCAGCCUACAUUAGUUGCCACAAUCGAAAACUCAUUCGGGAAUAUGAGUAUUGUGGUAAAAAGAAUAUGAAAGAUAUAAAAAACAGACUUGUAAGGUUAGCUUCUUCAUGUGUAGAAGAUCUUGAAGGUGCUAACGUAAGAACAUCAAUAUUAGUUUUUAGAGAGAUCAAGAUCAUUCUACGAGAUGUUUGUACUAAAGAUGUUGAUGAGGAGAAGCCUCCAAUGGUUGAGAAUCUAGACGACUAUUAUAAUAGAAUGAAAUUCUCUGAAGUGUUUAAAGCAGGAAGCAAGCGAUAAAAAAAAAGACAAGGGAGAAUGGGUCAAUGUAACAAAUUAUAUGAAUUUGCAGAGAGGGGAGGAGAUGAAGACCCUCAUCUUUUUUUACUUACCUAUCAGAUGAUUGAUAUCCUGAAGUAGAUAAAGAAGGCAAAGAAAUCGAAAAAGAUGAAAAAAUUAAGGAGCAAACAGAUAAUAAAGAAGAAAAAGAAGCAGACCCAGUGGAGGAAGAGACUAAAGAGGAAGUAGAGGGUGACGAGGAUGAUGCGGAUAGAGCACAUGCACACGAUGAAGUUUCAGAAAGUUUACUGAGAAGAUGAAAGAUCAGUUGAGUGUUCAGAGAAUCCGGAGCUCUAUGAAUGUUGUUUCAUUGGAGCGAAAGAUGGUCACAAAAGAUAUUCUCUUAUCUAUGAGAGUCAGAACUAACUCAAUCAAAAGUGAGGUGCUGCCCCAAAAGUCAACACUUACCCAGAGGCCAUUAAGGGUCCUUCCUCAACCAAAUUUAGUAAGGGCAAGCGAGUUUGUUACUAGAAUUUUGCGCUUCGUUUAAGUAUAUUGAAGUCUACAAUAUCUGGACAAGUCUAAGAUUUGAGACAACCGUGAGUUCUUGAAAAAUAAAUUCGAAAUGAUUUUUAUUUUACUACUGUAUACGAUGGUUAGAUUGAUGUUGGUAACUGACUAACUGUUAUGAAUACUGCGAUAUAUAUUUCUAUGUGCUACUGAUCUUAUGAUAUGUUUUGUGUUUAUCUUUCGGCUGUGCAUGAGCUAUAGGUACCCCUCCUUGGAGAACAUAGGGCUUUUGCUGAUGGUGAUGCUGUAUUCUGGGAUAAGGAAUAUGCUCAUGCAUUGAAAUGUUACACUCUAGUACGUCCUUGGUUAUCUCCUAAUAUUUAACCUGCAUUUAUAGUUACCAGUUUAGCACUUCAGAAUAUAUCUAUUGUCAAGCCGCUGCAUGUCGAGAAUUCUGAUGAAUUUGAUAACUAGUGCUGGUUUUACCUUACUAUAAGGCCUUGUUCGUUUCCGUCGGAUUGCACCCGGAAUCGUUCCAACUAAUCAAAAUUUAUAUAAAUUAGAGAAGCAAUCCGGUCAGGAAUCGUUCCGACCCACCAAUCCAGCCGAAACGAACAAGCCCUAAUGAUUUUCCUUAUCUUUAACAAUGUGCACUCAUACAUUAGUGUUCAAAAAGAAGCACAUAAAAGUUUCUUCAAACAUGCUAUGAAAUUUGGUAUCUUAUUGUUAAACCUUGCUUUACCUGCUAGUGUUUAUGCGCAAAAUUAGAACUUACUGCCUAAUGUUUAUGAUUUUAAGAUUAUAAUAUUUUUGUCAAUAUGUGCCAAAAUAAGGUAACGUUCAUCCUGAAUCAGCGAUUGUCUAAGCCUGCAGAAGUGUUAGUAGGAACCGUGCUGGGGCUGUAUGAGGACAUCAGAUACAAGUCUGAGUAAAAAAAAGUGCACCUGAAACAGGUUGAUAUUAUUGGACUGGGUUCUGGGGGUUGAUAUUAUUGGACUGGGUUCUGGUACCGAGGUGGACCAGAAACUUAAGUAUGCUAAUGAUCUUUCCUCGGGUGUGAUACUCGGAAGAGAGCUUGUGAAAUAAGUGCAUGCACCGCUGGUGCCCAGGUAAGGGGUCAGCGCCUUUUGUUUUCUGCCACCUCACAUACGUUUCAGUAGUUUUGAUUGGGUAAUCAUCUGUAUAGACUUCACCUUGUGAUUCAUCCUGAUAUGUAAUAACGAAUUUUGCACGUAAAGACACAUAGGUUUGUCAGGAUGCAUGCUUGUUAGCUGUUUGCUUAUAUGAUCCUGAAAGCCCUUAAGAGGCUUUAUUUAUGGUUAAAAGCUCGAACAAUUAAGGAUGUCAGUGCUGGUUCUGAUCUCUUCGAGGUAGAACCAACAAAGUGGUUUCCUGAUAGAGCUGCCUCUUGUAUGCUUUGCACAAUACUUUUUCGUCUAAAAUUUUUGCACUUGCCAUCAUUGCUAAUUUUGUGGUUAUUUUCAAAGGGUAGAAGUUUGAUGCCUACUGGUAAGAUACUUUACAUCUACUGAUUUAUGAGCCGUAGACCGGACAGGAGAUGAAGAUGAUGCCUUACAUGAAUGCCAAGGCACCGAACGGUGAAGCCUGGGUGGCCAUCAUUACUCACCUAUUGAUGCAUUUGUUCUCACUAAGACGUAGGAAUUCUUUGGACUAUGUAUUUAGCUCAGAAAUUUCUGUUUCUGUAUGUUGUACCUCUUAUACUAACUCAUAAUUCUUUACCUUACAAUAUUCAGAUGACUAUAUAUAACAUUUGAUACAAAAACAUAAUUCUAUACCUUA